Molecule: messenger RNA, 968 nt
Organism: Suncus etruscus (white-toothed pygmy shrew)
Lineage: Eukaryota; Metazoa; Chordata; Mammalia; Eulipotyphla; Soricidae
Gene: PNOC
Product: prepronociceptin
Exons: 4
Coding region: 88-591 (167 amino acids)
Biological process (GO): sensory perception; neuropeptide signaling pathway; chemical synaptic transmission
Cellular component (GO): axon terminus; neuronal cell body; dendrite
Molecular function (GO): opioid receptor binding
Source: RefSeq, a predicted model, not a curated record
UAUAUAUGCCCAGUGGCUCAGCCGGCAGCGGCACCCAGUUCAGCAGCCCGGCACAGACACCUCUCAGGCAGGCUCCGGCGCUGCACAAUGAAAAUCCUGCUCUGUGACCUUCUGCUGCUCAGCCUCUGCUCAGGCAACACGUUGGGCAGCUGCCAGAGGGACUGUCUGAGCUGCCACCACAGGCUCCAGCCCCCGCCAGAAGGUUUCAGCCUGGAGGCGUGUGUCCACCAGUGCCAGGGCAAGAGCCCCAACGGGCCCGUCUGGACUCCUUGCGCCGCGGCCGUGGCGGGGAACUCCUGGCCACUGGGCCCCGCCGCCCCGGCACAGCCCGGGGUCCCCAGCGCCGAGACGCAGCACCUGAAGCGCAUGCCCCGGGUCCGGAGCCUCUUCCAGGGCCCCGAGAACCCCCAGCCCGGCCCAGAUGCGGAGCAGAAGCAGCUGCAGAAGCGGUUCGGAGGCUUCACGGGCGCGCGCAAGUCGGCGCGGAAACUGGCGAGCCAGAAGCGCUUCAGCGAGUUCAUGCGGCAGUACCUGGUGCUCAGCCUGCGCUCCCAGCGCCGCCGGACCCUGCGCCAGAGGGGCCACCCCUAGCCCUAGGUGGCCCCAACCGCCGGCUGACCGUCCACACCGCCCGCCAGUAUCCCGAUGACCCCCCACAGCAUGUCUUCAGCCUGCCAGGAGCUCAGAGACUGGACCCGCUUCGAGGGUCCCUGUCCCUGCUGUUGGGGGCCCCCACUCCCUCUGCCCACGGCAUGUUCCCUGAUGACCAUGUGAUGCCCCCAGAGUGUAUUUUUGUACCUCCUCAAUGAUGUGACCCGUCCACUGCCCCCUCCUACUUCAGGCUCCAGCCAACAAAGCGCUUGGGGGCCCAAUUGCCACCCUGAAGUUUGUAAAAUGACUCUGUUCUGUUCAGUUCUGAUUGUUCUGUUCUUUUGAUGUCAUCCCAUUAAACUUCCACUGAGCAAAUG